Molecule: messenger RNA, 794 nt
Organism: Cloeon dipterum
Lineage: Eukaryota; Metazoa; Arthropoda; Insecta; Ephemeroptera; Baetidae
Exons: 4
Coding region: 169-615 (148 amino acids)
Source: RefSeq, a predicted model, not a curated record
GCGCCUGAACAAACCGGCGGCGCCGCCAAGCCGAGAGCUCGAGCCGUGUUAAAUAGCCGCAGCGCGCUCGGCGACAGUCCAGUCAGUCUCCAGUGCCCUCGCGCUAUCUUUCUCUCUCUCUCUCUCUCUCCCUCUCAAUCCUCUCGCAACUUUAUUAACUCGCAUUUUAUGCGCUGCCGACCCACGUUCAUCCUGCAAUCUAGUCGACAACUGCCCGAUCUCAUCACCUUGGAUUACUGCUCAGAAAUAAAGACUUCAACGAAAUUGGCCAUGGCUUCAAUUCCUCAGGGUGCUUUUGCAACCUUCAAGAUCAGGGCCAACCUAUCUCAAAAGGAAGAUUGGAGUAAAAGAGAUGAUGACUCCAAAAAGCCCAAAGACAAAAACUACUCGUAUCCAAAGUUCGGCCAAGAAUUGCUUGAUGCUUUACCAGUGAAAUACAACGGCAAACUGAUGAACAGCAUCUGGGGACAGUACAACAAGUACUCUGUGCAUAACUUCAAGCAGAUGAAAGGCGAUGCCCUCGUGCACAGGCAGCCCCCAGUUGACGAAAUGAUUGUCAAUGGAAUGUCUGCCUGUGCCAGCAACCCUACAUUCUUUGCCAACAAAAGUGGAUAAGCUUUUGUUGGCUUAAAAUGUAGUAGAAAUUUAAUGUAGGGGCAUCGUUCCAUGUUAUUUAAAGAGCAUGAUAUAUUUCACAAUUCAUUUUUGUGUCAAUUUAUCAAGCAAACUGGAUAACACUAUUAUCAAACAUGAAACGAAUAGUGGAAAAUAAAAAUUAAAGAAAAAUUGAAUAA